UUUUUUUUUUACGAUCAUUCAUAUUUAUUGAUACCAAAAUGGCUAUUAGCAGAAGCAACAUGAACAAAAUCAAGGGUCCUUCUAUCGAAAAGAGAAGACGGUUACAGAAAGCCAAGGCAAAGAGUCUUCAUCCCAAGCCUGCCGUUAUCACUGCUAGUAAGAACCUGUCUCGAAAAAAGUUAAAGAAAGUAGAAAAGGCAUUACGUAAUGAAAAGAGAUGGAUGGCUAGUAAAGGACUUAUUGUGAAUGAAGAAGAAAUGACUGAUGUUGUUGAAGUGCCUCCUGAAAAGCGUAGAGUGAUGGUGACCAUUCCUGAAGAAAUCCUUCUUGCUUCUGCAUCUGGAUCUGGAACGACUUUGGGUGGCUACUGAAAUAUAGUUAAUUUUUUAACUAUUGGUCAAUCAUUUAGUUGAUUUUAUUGUUGAUCUCAUUUUAUUUUUAUUUUUAUCAUUAUUAUUAUUGUUAUUAUUUUGUGCAUUCUCUUCUUCCAUCUCAAUUCAUUUUAUUCUUGUACUAUAUACGUUGGCUCCAGUUGAAUUAGACUUGAAAAAACAUCAAAUAAAAUCAUCAUUUUUGAAAAAAAAAA
Molecule: messenger RNA, 586 nt
Organism: Halteromyces radiatus
Lineage: Eukaryota; Fungi; Mucoromycota; Mucoromycetes; Mucorales; Cunninghamellaceae
Exons: 4
Coding region: 39-371 (110 amino acids)
Source: RefSeq, a predicted model, not a curated record